GUUAUGACAAAUAUGAUUCUAACUUACAUCCUGAUGAACCUAAAACAAGUAUCUCAAAGAAUCAAAUUGAAUUUAAACAAAGGAUUUUAAAAGGACCAUAUCAGCCAGUUUUAAAAAUUUUCCCAAGAACAACAUUUGGCAAUGCUAAUAAACAACGCAGUUUUCAGCAUUCUUGGUAUAAUUUGUUUCCUUGGCUAGAAUAUAGUCCAAAAGCAGACCUAGCAUUUUGCUUUCCGUGUCGAAUGUUUAAUGGUGCCACAGGACUUAACGCUGGACAGAGUGAAAUACUUUAUCAAAUUUUUUUGGAUUCCAAAUCUAUUGAUGUUGUUUUGGAUAAAACAUGUGAACGUAUUAACAGCCAAAAGGAGAUUCAACGACUAAAAAAUCGUGAAAUUGUAAAACGUCUUAUAGAUAUCAUACUUUGUAUAUGUAUCGGUGGUAAACCAUUGCGUGGUCAUACAGAAAAAACAAAUGAUGUUCAUAAAGGUCUUUUUCUUGAUAUUGUUAGUCUUCUAAGAAAAUAUGAUUCAGUAUUUAAUGAACAUUUCAUUUCUGGACCAAAAAAUUGUUUGUACACAACUGAUGAGACAAGUGACAUUGGUCAUCAUGAGCAAUUAUCUAUUGUUUUACGCUACUUUGAUGAAACCAAAAAUUGUCCUAUUGAACAAUUUUUAUGUUUAAAACGAAUGACAUCGGUUGAUGCUCAAAGUAUUUUUGAUAAAAUGAGUGAUGUCGUUCAAGAAUAUGGAAUUAAAUGGGAAAAUGUGGUGUCAAUUUGUUUUGAUGGAGCAUCAACGAUGUCUGGAAGCAGCUGUACUCGGCAUGCAGUAUUGGAACAAAUUGCCAACUUAACAAAUACAAAGUUAAAAACUUUAAAAUCAAUUUCUACCACAAGAUGGGCUUGCCGCUCAGAAGCCAUUAGUGCAAUAAAAGAAAAUUAUACCUCAAUAUUAGCUGCAAUUGAAGAAAUUGUUGAUAAUACAAAACAAUCAGAUGUUCGAGCAAAAGGCAAAGGAAUUCUUCAUCAGAUGAAAACGUUUGAAUUUAUCUUUGCCAUGUUGAUGUUAGAUCCUAUUCUAUCUUCAAUAUUAAAAACAAGUGCUUUUUUUACAGUCAUCCGACAUAAACUUAUUAACGGCUUUAGAAAUCAUUGA
This is a messenger RNA of Melanaphis sacchari, 1154 nucleotides long. RefSeq lists its product as uncharacterized. The transcript has 4 exons. The annotation marks the transcript as partial. Lineage: Eukaryota; Metazoa; Arthropoda; Insecta; Hemiptera; Aphididae. The record is from RefSeq and is a predicted model, not a curated record.